AUGGGGGUACCGAAAUUUUACAGAUGGGUGAGCGAGCGUUAUCCAUGUCUCAGCCAAGUCGUUUCGGAGGCACAGGUGCCCGAGUUCGACAACUUGUACCUUGAUAUGAAUGGGAUCAUUCAUUGCUGCUCUCAUCCCGAUGACGACGAUGUCAUGUUUCGGAUCAGCGAGGAGCAGAUUUUUACGGACGUUUCUGCGUAUAUUGAUAUGCUGUUCAAAAUCAUUCGCCCUAAACGUGUCUUUUUCAUGGCAAUUGAUGGUGUUGCUCCACGCGCUAAAAUGAACCAACAACGAGCAAGAAGAUUCAUGUCGGCAAGAAAUGCGGAAUUUGCGUUAAAAGAAAGCCAUCCAGACGGAGUAGAGUAUUCCCGAAGGAAGUCGCUU
Mesorhabditis belari is the source of this 384-nucleotide messenger RNA. NCBI's taxonomy places the organism in Eukaryota, Metazoa, Nematoda, Chromadorea, Rhabditida, Rhabditidae. The record is from the annotation of a GenBank genome assembly.